AUGUCAUCAAAAAAACGUAAAUGUAAACUAACUAAAGAUUAUUUUCUUUUAUACGUAAAAACUCAAAUAUAUACUAAAAAACUUGAUUGAAGAAUAUAGAAAAAUGAACAGUAGCAACAACGAAAAUAAAAAUGAAAUUUUUAAAUUAAAAAAUUUAUAUCAAAUUAAUUUAAAGUAAUUGCAAUGAUUAAUUAUAUCCUAGAAAAUAAUUCAUAUAAAAAUCAUUAAAAAACAAAAAUUUUCAGGCUUUCGUAGGGGUUGAGCUGAAUUUACCUCGCUGAGGUAAAAUCCGCCGCCCUCAAAACCGUUGUUGAGGUAAAAUCCGCCGUCAAAAAAGUGACGGUUUUCCAAAAUGGCGGAAUUUACCCGGAGGUGUGAAAAAAGUGUCAAAAAUAGAUGAAAAAACCUCAAACGGAAAAACAAAUUAAAAUAUUAUAAACACUACUGAUUAUUUAAAGAUACGCAAAUAUAUAUUUGUCUGCGUAAUCUCACAGCAAAUUAAAUAAUAAUUACACAUAUAAUAGAUGCAUUAUCUGUAAUAAAAAGAUUGAAAUAUAUGUAAACAUUUUUGGUCCAUUUACAAAAAUGCGGGAGAAAAACCCCAAUAGGUAAUUUUUUAUCUGUACCCAGACUUUAAAGGCAAAAUCAAGAGAACAGAAUACAAAAAAUAGACAAAUAGUAAUUUCCUCAUAUAAAGUUCUUUUUCAGUAUAAUAGAGUACUAGCAACACUUGCACCAUCAGCAAUAUUGGCAAUAUUAUCAAAAGCUAGCACCAUCAGCAAUAAUAGAGAUUAUAGCAAAACUAGCAGCAUCAAUGCUAGCCACAUUAGCAACACUAAGAACACAUGCACCACCAACAAUAAUAGAGAUUAUAGCAACACUAGCAGCAUCAGCAAUGCUAGCAACAAUAGCAACAAUCGCCACACUAGCAAUAAUAGCAACAUUAUUAAAACUAGAAACACAGCAGCAUCAACACUACUAGAAAUUCUAGCAACACUAGGAGCAUCAACACUAUUAGAAAUUCUAGCAGCACUAGCAUCAUUAGCAAUGCUAGCAAAUUUAGCAAUAAUAGCUACACUACGACAUCAGAAUUAG
Blepharisma stoltei is the source of this 1095-nucleotide messenger RNA. The record is from the annotation of a GenBank genome assembly. Lineage: Eukaryota; Ciliophora; Heterotrichea; Heterotrichida; Blepharismidae.